Messenger RNA from Anopheles marshallii, 663 nucleotides. RefSeq names its product autophagy-related protein 101 (gene Atg101). NCBI's taxonomy places the organism in Eukaryota, Metazoa, Arthropoda, Insecta, Diptera, Culicidae. The transcript has a single exon. Gene Ontology annotation, cellular component: phagophore assembly site. Gene Ontology annotation, biological process: autophagosome assembly; autophagy. The record is from RefSeq and is a predicted model, not a curated record. Bases 1 to 663 code for a protein of 220 amino acids.
AUGAAUGCCCGUUCACAAACGUUUGAUCUGCGCAUGGAGGGCCGCCAGGUGGAUGAGGCCGUCCUGAGCAUCUUCCACACGAUUCUGUUCCAUCGCAGCCUCGGCAAGUUCAUGUACACCGAGGAAGCGAUGUAUUCGGUCGGUACGAUCGGUUACCGGGAUGUGGAUUGUGAUUUUUUUGACUUUACCUACGUUUGUUGCACAUCGCCUCGGUUGGAGGAAACGCUUCGGCGUGAAAUUAGCAACUUUAGCCGGCAGCUGCGUAGCAACGAUAGUGGCGGCACCGGUCAGAUUAGUUUGGAGUUUUUCCAGCGAAAGAAAACGCGCUGGCCGUUCCAGACGGACUGCAUACCGUGGGAGGUGUGGACGAUACGUCUCGAGCUGCUAACCCUCACGAACGAGGACGAUUGGUUAGUGUGCCGGGAGCGGGUUAGCGAUAUGCUGACGGACAAAAUAUUCUGCAUCACCGAGAUUAUGAACCGGCACGAUUACGUGCCGAAAAUACCGAACCAGACCGAGCUCGACAUGGUGUUUGACACGACAUACCCGGACGUUCAGCCGUACCUGUUUCAGUUCAAGUUUAGUACAGCCGGCCCGAGCGGUUCGUCCGUGAGCAACACGGUGAAGAAGCUGUUCAAGGAAACGUUGAAUGUUUCAUUGUGA